AAAUCUUUGUAAAUUCACAACACUUCAUUCUCACAUUCAUCUACUAAUUAAUCAACUUUGUUUGUUCUCAUUAUUGUCACAUGGUUACCAAUAAUCAAAUGCAUUAUUUUUCAUUCACAUUUGUUCUUUGCUUGGGAUUGUGGGCUUUUCAAGCCACGUCUCGCAAUCUACAAGAUGACUCUAUGCAUGAGAGGCAUGAACAAUGGAUGGGACAAUAUGGAAAAGUUUACAAGAAUGCAAAAGAAAGGGAAAAACGUUUUGGAAUAUUUAAGGAAAAUGUGAAUUACAUUGAAGUUUCCAACAGUGUUGGAAAUAAAUCUUACAAACUAGGUAUUAAUGAAUUUGCUGAUCUCACCAACCAUGAGUUUGUAGCAUCUAGAAACAAAUUCAAUGCUUAUUUAGAUGGCUCAAGCACAAAGACAACUACUUUUAAGUACCACAAUGUGAGUGCAGUACCAUCCACAGUGGAUUGGAGACUAGAAGGAGCAGUGACACCUGUGAAAGAUCAAGGUCAAUGUGGAUGUUGUUGGGCGUUUUCUGCUGUUGCAUCAACGGAAGGAAUUCAUAAGUUGAGUACAGGAAAUUUAGUCUCUUUAUCAGAACAAGAACUUGUUGAUUGUGACACAAGUGGUGAAGACCAAGGUUGUGAGGGUGGACUUAUGGAUGAUGCUUUCAAAUUCAUCAUUCAAAAUAAUGGACUAAACACUGAAGCUGAAUAUCCUUAUCAAGGUGUUGAUGGAACAUGCAAUACAAAUGAAGAAGGCAAUCAUGUUGCUACCAUUUCUGGAUAUGAGGAUGUCCCUGCUAAUGAUGAGCUAGCACUACAAAAAGCUGUGGCUAAUCAACCAAUUUCUGUAGCUAUUGAUGCUAGUGGCUCUGACUUUCAAUUUUACUCAAGUGGUGUGUUUACUGGUUCUUGUGGAACCGAGUUGGAUCAUGGUGUUGCUGUUGUAGGUUAUGGUGUUAGUGAAGAUGAGAUUGAAUAUUGGUUGGUUAAGAACUCAUGGGGAAUUAAAUGGGGUGAAGAAGGGUACAUUAGGAUGCAAAGGGGUGUGGAUGCUUUAGAAGGACUUUGUGGCAUUGCAAUGCAAGCAUCUUAUCCAACUGCAUAAUUAUAGAAUUGAGAUACCAUUAUUUCUAAAUUAUAUAUAGUUCUAAUGUAUUUUCUUAUGCACCUCAUAUCUUUCUCUCAUAAUUUGUUUAUGACUUGAAUGUAUCAUCUACAUGAAUUGUUGUACUUAUCAAUUACUAUGUACAAUGAAAAAUGAGUCAUUUUUAUUAUAAA
Messenger RNA from Cicer arietinum (chickpea), 1285 nucleotides. RefSeq names its product senescence-specific cysteine protease SAG39-like. Gene Ontology annotation, molecular function: cysteine-type peptidase activity. NCBI's taxonomy places the organism in Eukaryota, Viridiplantae, Streptophyta, Magnoliopsida, Fabales, Fabaceae. The record is from RefSeq and is a predicted model, not a curated record. Gene Ontology annotation, biological process: proteolysis.